AUGGCGAACAUAUCGGAUGCGUGUCUAACUUUACCUCUGAGUGCAGGUGAGGACACUUUCGAGCUAUUCUCGGUGAAUCUGGAGCUGGAAUCCGUGGAGAAACAGAUCCGUGGUCUGCUGGAAAAGCAAGCCGAGCUGUUGGAUCGGCGAUCAGCACUUGAAGCAGCACGCGCCGAUGCUCACAAAAUAACAAGUGAAAUAUCUGAUCUCUGUUGUUUUCUGCUAUUAAAUAAGGGUUCACUUGAACUGAUUCUAACUGUAUUUCUGUGUAUUUUAGACCAGGUGAGAGUGAAAGAGCAAAGACAAGAACUGAAUGAAGUGGAGGAGGAACAUCGUAACUUUACAAUUCAAAGAACAAAAGCCAAAAAGACACACACCUGCACUCAGUGUGGAAAGAGUUUCACACAGAAAGGACACCUUAACAUACACAUGAGAAUUCACACUGGAGAGAAACCGUAUACAUGCACUCAGUGUGGAAAGAGUUUUUCUCAAGCAUCAGGUCUCAGUGUUCAUCUGCGCAUUCACUCUGGAGAAAAGCCAUUUAACUGUGAUCAGUGUGGUAAAGAUUUUAUUUCAUCAGCAAAUCUAAAAUCACACCUGAAAGUUCAUUCAGAUGAGAAGCCUUAUGUGUGUUCUCACUGUGGAAAGAGUUUUUCACGACCAAACGGUUUUAAACGGCACCAGAAAACACACAGUGAAGUGAGAGAUCAUGUGUGUUGUGACUGUGAGAAGAGCUUUACUACAUCUGGUGAUCUGAAACUGCAUCAACAAAUUCAUACUGGAGAAAAACCUUACAAGUGCUCAUAUUGUGACAAGAGUUUCACUCAGUCUACACACCUGAAAUCACACGAGCGAGUUCAUACUGGAGAGAAGCCGUACGACUGUACUCAGUGUGAGAAGAGUUUCUCCCACUCAUGUAAUCUAGUUAGGCAUAUUAGAAAGCAUUGUUCUGUGUCACAGUGAGCAAAUGUUUUGUUAGAUUCACAUAAAGUAAAUGUGUAGUUA
Messenger RNA from Rhinichthys klamathensis goyatoka, 1005 nucleotides. RefSeq names its product zinc finger protein 239-like. Gene Ontology annotation, molecular function: DNA-binding transcription factor activity, RNA polymerase II-specific; RNA polymerase II transcription regulatory region sequence-specific DNA binding. Lineage: Eukaryota; Metazoa; Chordata; Actinopteri; Cypriniformes; Leuciscidae. The coding region runs from base 1 to 963 and encodes 320 amino acids. Gene Ontology annotation, biological process: regulation of transcription by RNA polymerase II. The record is from RefSeq and is a predicted model, not a curated record. The transcript has 2 exons. Gene Ontology annotation, cellular component: nucleus.